Messenger RNA from Centropristis striata (black sea bass), 1111 nucleotides. Its product is annotated as mucin-2-like. NCBI's taxonomy places the organism in Eukaryota, Metazoa, Chordata, Actinopteri, Perciformes, Serranidae. Bases 252 to 1022 code for a protein of 256 amino acids. The transcript is spliced from 2 exons. The record is from RefSeq and is a predicted model, not a curated record.
CUUCCUGGAUAUUGGGCCAGGUCAUACUGCACGUCAUAAACUUGCACCUACCCCUCCUGAAAGGUGAUAUUUUUGUAUAAAAGGAGGAACAAAAAGGUUCAUCUCAGUUUUCCAGAAGAAAGUAUACACAAAGCAGGUUACAGUGGAAGAAGUGACACUGCAUCAGGAAACCCAUCAGCCGGCUGUCUGUCACACAGGACAUUUUUCAGAAACAGUUCUGCUGCAUCACUGCCUCCUCUCGGCUCCUCAUCAUGAAGAUAUUGGCUCUGGGACUUUGCACACUGGCUCUGCUGGUAUUGGGAAAGGUUGAAGGAACAACAACUGAAGCACCAACCUCUUCACCUCCCACCACUUCAAGCACUGGAAAAAUUUCAACUAUGACCGGUGCUACCACCACGAGCACUCCUACCAGCAAUACAACUCCAACCGUCCCUCCAACCACCCAUGAGACCACAUCUGUGAGUCACACUUCAGCCACUGCUGCCCCAACUUCUUCUGCCACUUCUACUUCUCCCACAACUGUUGCCCCGACGACCCCCAAGACAAGCGCCCGAACCACUACUGCAAGUGGUUCGACCAACUUGACACCAGAGACUAAAAUCACUACCACCCCAACACCAGAGACUAAAACCACUACCACCCCAGCCCCAAAGACUACUAGCACCGCAACACCAAAGACUACACCCACUUCCACCCCAGCCCUAAAGACUACUAGCACCCCAACACCGGAGACUACAACUACGACCACCCGAGCCCCAAAGACUACUAGCACCCCAACACCAGAGACUACAACUACGACCACCCCAGCCCCAAAGACUACGACCACCCCAGCCCCAAAGACUACGACCAUCCCAGCCCCAAAGACUACUUGCACCCCAACACCAAAGACUACACCCACUACCACCCCAACACCACCUGGCACUACGAUUUCAGCCACCACCAAACACAACGGAGGCUCAGAAGUCAAAGCCUCUCUUCUGUUUUCUGUCGCACCAUUGUUGCUCUACGUGCUCUGCCACUGACGUGCAAAAAUUAAAGGACUAGAGGACUCCUCAAUGUGUCUCAGUUUAUAGAAGGUUGGACUGAAUGCAAAUCCAUAGAAGAGGCUGAA